AUGCACUGCAGUGUGUGAGUGGGUGGAUGUGGGUGAUUGUUUCGUGCCCUUCUCGCAGCUGGUUUCUGUAGGCCAGCAGCGGUUAGCCCUCGGGUGGAUGUGUUUCACCUGAUGUUUUGGGUAUGUUAUGACUACAUUCAUUGAGUUUCUGCCUCUUUUUGUGUCUCUUUCUUUCCAGCCUGAGAGUGCCUCGUGCUGAGCAGGGGACUGCAGCAACAGGACGGAGGACACAGGAGGACGAAGAGAGGAAGUUAAAAGAGUACGGAACAAGCCAGUGAGAGAACACUGAGAUCUGGAGGAGACAGCAUGUUGAUCAGAGCCGAGUUAAAGAGACAAACCUGACUGGAGGAGGCAGAGGCAGACAGACUAAGUGAGAUAAAGAUUCUUAGCUCAGAGGCAGAAAAGAGGCUGAGACAGUCAAAAGUUCAGGGUGUUGGCCAUGGCUGUGGGCCUGCUGCUAGGAGGGUAGAGUUCAAAUCAAACACUCCAACACUGAAACUUCCUAAAACUUGCAUCUGUUCUUCACUCAAAAGUCAGUGUCUCAAGCCCAAUCCUCUCUUUUUCUGCUCCUGGCCAUCUCUGUUUUCCCAGUGUGCUCUGUUGUAGCCAUACUCUCAGCUUAACAGUGACUGCCCCACAGUCGCCUGCUCUCGAGUUGUACAGACAGCUGCCUUUUAUUCCCCCACAUGGACAUUUGAUGAAGAAUGAUGGCAGUGAGACUGGCAGGCGCCACCCCUUCCUCUCGGCCACCCUCCCUCCCCCCUGUGGCUGCGGCUCGGACUGGUUAAGGUUGGUCUAUUGGCAUCCAUCGCAGCAUCAGCAGCAGCUGGCAGAGCGCGGGAAGGAGCAGUAUGCAGGAAACUGACUUACCGGCUACAAAUGCCUUCAAAGGUAAACACUGAUGAAUGCACAGCUGUGUUUGUGUGUAUGUCAGGGGGCAUAUGUCAAAGAAUGUACAGUCAGUCUCUUAAGAAUGAAGUUUACAGCUGAGCUUCUGGAUUUCUAACAACAACAACAACAACAACAACAGACCAUUAGUGAACAAAUUGAUUUUGACCUUUAAUCAUCCAAAAUCAGUCUUCAAAUUCAAUAAAGCAAUUUUAACAAGGUGAUAGUGAGCUAUAAAAAAAGGUGUAUGUAAUUAUGUCGACACAUUCUUUACUUAUGUCAGUAUGAAAGCUGGCUUAUAGUGUCAUAUAGAUGUUUAAGGGCUUGUUCACCCAUUACUAGAGUUUACAAUUGCUUGGAUGAAAAAGUACUCCUACAACACUUGUCUUCCGUUGUCGUAACCGUGUGGUUUAGAGAUGUAAAAGCAUUUGAUAGAAAACAUAUUAUUGCACUGGCAGCAAGUCUUGGGUGUGUUUGCACUAGGUAUGUUUAGCAUUGACAAUAUCAAUCAGUCUUGUCUUGAAAAUAGCACCAAAACCACUGUUGAUGGGCAUAGGCCCUAAAUCUCUGUUUUAGGUGUCCCUUCACAUCCCAAACAGGUGAUUCCAUUUACAGAUGCUGAUCCACGCAGUGCUCAGGUUUAAGUUGAGUGAGGCCACGCUGGAAUAACACAAGAUCACCUCAGGAGCCACUAACAGUGAUAAAAGUUUUUUUAUAAAAAUACUGACAUUGCAUGUACAAUUAAUAUCUUUCACGGUAUGUUGUCAAACAUGUUUUAAACGUCCCGCAACAAUGAGACAACCUUUUAUAACUUGCAUGUUCAUAUAUUUAUGACUUUGAAUUCAAUGUCUGUAUGAGCAUCUCUCUGUAAAUGUAGUCAUCACAGAGGUGAAAAGUUCACAGCAUCACAGAGAUGGAUGGAAGGAAUAAGCACUCUUCUGUCCACAGUAUUGUCAUCGUAAAUAAGAGUUUAACAAAAAGAUGACUUACUUUGAUUGUGAAUGUUGUGAUUGUAAUUUUUCAGAGGAGGUCCAGCUCUUCCUCUGAAGAGUUACCCUGAGCGACUCUGUUUAAUGAACUCUUUAAGACUUUAGUCUUAAGACAAGACUUAAGUUUGCAGAAAACCCUUAAUAUUAAGAGAAAAUUACUUUAAAUUUUUGGUUUUGCAGGCAGUGGAGUGUAGUUUCAAGAAUGAUAUCCAUUUUCAUUUAAUUAAAGCAGUGAAUAGGCAGAGUUAUGGCUGAUAAUGAAUAAUUACAGAAACAUAAAGAGAGAACUGGAGUUUCUGUCUUUUUGUGAUCCACAUUUCUCAUCAGCAGAAACUUAAACUUUAACUCAUUUUCCAAGGACAUCUUGACAUGUCACUCUGGAUGCAGCAGGUGAGAAGAGAGGCAUCAUGUGUGUUAUUUGUAGCUUCUCCUGUUACAUUGAGUGAAAAUGCCCACCAUGAAAACGCCCAAACUCAGUUUGAAGGUUCAUGUCAUCUGAUCACAUGGAAGAACAAAGAUCACUGUUUGCUCUGCGUGUGUCAGUUUCCAGUUUUCUUCAGUCUCCACAGCCUCAGCUGCAUAUGAAAAGUAUGUUCUGUGAAUGGAGUAUGACAUACAAAUACAUCAUUACCAUUGCACCGUGAACUUUGACCUUAAUGGUGUCUGUGUCAGAUUUGGUCCACGCAUCAAGUCUUCCUCUGCACAGGAGCCCAAAAAAACAUGCUGGCCUCGUGAUGUGAAAUGGCAGUAAAACACUGUUGGUGUUUUUCUCUUACUGCAUUUGGAAGAAUGAAGUAAACUGGAAACCAUUUCUGAGUCAAAUGACUUAUUUUAUACCAGAAAAGGAGUAUCUGAUAUGUACUGAUCUAAAAGCCCCUGUGAGGAUUUUUUGGCUGGUUAAACCAAGACCUAAAAAUAAAUGAUAUGUUGCUUCGUGUCUUACAGAUAGUGUUGAAUUAUUAUGCAUUAACCCAAGUAAAUAUUUCUCAUUGUUUGUUCUGCAGAAAAGGGUUUUAUGCACUAAAGAAACACAACAAACAAAGAACGCCCGUGCUGAUACUGAAAUAUCUAUGAAAGGGCAGUAUUGCAUUGUUAAUAUUGACUGAUAGGUGAAUCCAAAUAGCUUGAGGUUUUUGCCAUGUAGCUAACAUUUCAAUUACUGAUAUUAUAUCUUUAUUCUCACUGCAGGCUCUCUGUGUAUCUGUGUGCACCCUGCAGUUUCUACUAGUCUGGUCAACUGCUGUAGAUUCAGAGAAAUUUCUCCAGAGCAGAGCCUUCUCUCUUCUCUCAAAGCUUGUAUAUUACAUAAUUCAUCAGAUCUGUGUGUGUGUCUCUGUGUGUGUCUCUGUGUGUGUGUGGGAGGGUUAGUUCUGGUCAGUCUCCGCUCGGGCCCUGCGGGGGCUGAGGAGGGGAAUGAAGUCAUCGAAGAGUAGUAAACAAGCGUGCCUGCAAUCAGAUGGAGGCAGACACCUGUGGUCGAUAGCUGCAAGGUGAACGUAAGGUUUUGUUUACCGUGUGGAGUUUAUGUCAGGUUAACACAAACACACACACAAACGGGCAUUUGGCCCUCCACUAGUUGGAGCUGGGUCGGUCUGUCUGUCUGUUUUGUGUGUGUGUCUGAAUCAGUGCAUUUGUUUCCACAGAGAUGUGAGUGAGCUUGUUGCUGUUUGUGUGUUCUCAGGUGAAAUGUGGACAGUGUUAAGCUGCUGGGGCACACACACACACACACACACACACACACACACACACACACACACACACACACACACACACACACACACACACACACCAAGGCCACACUACCAACAUUGAGAAUAAUUUGUAGUUCCUGUCACUCUCAUUCAACCUCAUAGCUGCUCUCCUCCUCCUCUGUCUCUUUUUUUUCCACCUCUCCUGAAUCACUCAGACUGUCAAGCAUCCUCUCUUGAAUCUUUAGGGUGUCUUUGAGUCUCUGCCUCUCUUUAUUCCACAGCCUUGUAUUCACUCUUAUGUGCUGGCUCUUGCCUCUGUAUGUGAUAUGAUUUCAUUCUCUUUUUCUCCUUUUCUUGUUUUAUCCUCCAUCUUCUUCCCUUUUUUAGACAAUUUAGUUCAUUUUCUUCUACAUUUCCCAACCUGUUGAUCCUUCAGUUAUUGAUUUUCUUUUCCACUCAAUUUCUUUGUGAUUAUUUAAAGCAGUAUCUUUUAAGAAAAUAUUUUUACCUUGACCUGCCUUCUAUCUUAUUGUCCACUCCUCAUACCUUUCAUAACCUGCACGUCUCUUUCCUACAGUGGCCCUGAUGGUCAACGGCUUUCAGAAAGUCAUCAAAGUCAAAAUUCAUAAAGCACAAAAAAAUGUAAAAAGAAAAAUAAAAAUAUUUCACAUGACCUCAAAAAGCUCAGAAAGCACAAAGAAAUGAGAUAGACAUGAACAUGAACAAAGUUAAUCUUAUUUUGGAAUCAUAAAUAAAUCUGAAAAAAUAAGGAAAAUAAAAAGAAAUUAUUAAUUAAUUAUUAAUUUAAAAAUUAUUUUUUUUGCUGCAAUGUCUUUGGAAGCAGCUUGAUUGUGAUUGGACAAAACUCAGGUGCUUAAAGUAUAUCUAAGCAAAAUAAUAUUUUUCAGAGAGCAAAACAUCUUUUUGUUUUUCAAAAAUGUGUUCAUGCUUUGAAGCUUCCUAUCUUUCCUGUGUAUUUUUAAUAGAAUUCAUAUUUUAGUUUAUAUUUUGUGUGUGUGGUUUGUAAAUUGUUUCUGUGUUCUAUGAAUGUUUUUUGUUCCUGUUCCUGAAAUAGCUGUGCCAUUGACCUUCAGGGCCACCACACUUUCCCAAUCCACCAACGCGGUUCCUGGUAGACUUUCCUGUGCUUUUAAUAAUGCAACUCUUUUGAUGCAACCACCUUUUUUUAUGGAGGGAAACACAUGCAGGUCCUGUAGCAAUUAUAUACAGCCAAUCAAGUGAGAUCUUCUUACAGUGGUGGUGUCUGCUCUUAGCUGGAUCUUGUGGAAAUGUGCUGGGUCUUCAUGUGUCACAGGGCAAAGAAAAGGUGGAACGUCAUUGUACUGGAAUUUAAAAAAAAAACUGUGCAGCUGUUCACUUUUGUCAGGACCAACAAGGGCUCUGUGCACAGAUUUUUUCAAAGUGAGGAAGGUCAGUGUCUCUUUAAAUCAAAGCAGGGAUAUCUUUAAUUCACCUUGGUUUCCUAACACUCCCCCUGAGGCGGUCCAUAUACUCAGAGACAAUACUGCAGAGUCACUCUCAAUUCCUGCCUCCCUUUCUGUCUUUGACACAUUUUCUCACUCUGCCUCUCCUCCAGUGGUCACCUUUUUCUGUCCAUCUUCAUUUAUCUCACUCUGUCCGUCAUCCCCUCCUCCUCCUCCUCCCCACUCUGCUCUGUCUCACACAGUGUGGUCUCUCACCACGGUCAAUCCAUAUUGAGCUGUACUAAUGUGGAGCCCUCGCCCAUCCAUAAAGAGACUGACAGCUCAGGGUUGUUAGAUGUGGUCCUCCUGCCCCUCAGCCUGCCCACUGCUCAGACUGGCUUAAAGUCUGUCUCUCUGUCUCUUUUUGCUUGUCAAUGUGAGGAUGAAUUUUGACAUCUUUUCAUGCAGGCCUGUGAUGUUGGACUUAGCAGAUGUGGCUUGAAGGUCUUGUUGACUUGUAUUUUGGUUGUUUGUAUGUCCUAGAUGUCUCUUAAGCAGAUACAGCCUCUGUUGCUGAUCUGCAGUCUUUCUAACUUCACCAUCCAUGCAAUGAUCAGAGUGGGCGGGGCCAUGAAAAAUGAAGUGAUUUGCUGAUUGGCUGCCUGUAUGUUAUCUGUUGGUGGGAUGCGGGCCAAUUCAGUGGCUGAAAAACACCAAAACACAUACAGUCAACACUCCAGGAGAACCCGAGCCAGUUCCUGUAUGAUUCUGAAUCUGACCCCACACAGAAGGAGGCAAGUGUUUUAGUGUUGCUACACAGCAUGUCUUUAAGUGAUGCUAGUGCUGCUUUCUUACCUUUUGUGUGUAACCAUAUGUGGUUUGCCCUUGUUCGCACAAACAAUUCAGCACCAACUUGAGCCUCUACAAAUAAAAAUGGACAUCAUUUUUGUUCUUCUGUUCUGGUUCUAGGACAGAAUACAGACAUCUUGACUUUGCUAACAGGGACAGAAUCAGCACACUGAUAAAUGACACAGGGAGUAGAGUGACUGGAAUUGCUUUAAAGCUAUGGUCUACGAUCUGAAAACCAGUUUGGCUGUUGAGACAGAUUUGAAAAACGUGACCUGCCCCCCCCCACUCACCCCUCCCCUCCGUGUUCCAAGAUCCCGCCCCCACCAGCUCAUGUCACCACCUAACAACACGCCCCUCCGAUAGAGCAAGAAGCCGGCCGGCAGAAAAUCAGCAGGGGUACACAAUGGCAGCCAUUUCAAUUGGACCGGAGCCUUGAAAACCAUAUAUUAGCGGGGCAAAGCGGGUCUGGCGUCACCACUGCUAGCCGGUCAGAGCAGAGCUGAUUGUGGGCGAGGCUUUACAUUUCUAGGCGUGUCUUCACCAGCUCAGUUUACAAUGCUAAAGAUGCGUGGCUUACUUAUGCUAAAAUCUUUUUACAGAGCCUACCUGUUCCGAUCAACAACGUUCAGUCAUUAGCCAGUAUAGGCACGGACUAACCAGAGUCAUUCUGCAGACAUCUCCCACUGUAGUAAACAAAAAAAUUGCCUGUUCAACUGAAAUUCGUCUGUCUCAGAGUCAGUUUUCAGUCCCAAAUCCUUCUGCAGCUUUUUCCACCGGUCGUACAUUUCUCCAAUGUAGACCCUCCGUUGGCACCUGUAUCGCUCAUAUUUCUUCCUUACUUCAGCCUUUUCCUUGAAACUUUUACUUUUCCUUCCCUUCGAUGUGGAGGGUGACAGAAGCGGCCUCCUGAUUUCGGUGUUAGUCUUCUCCAGCUCCAUUACGCUUCAGCAGCUGUGCAGCUCGCUAAUUACAUGUACGUGAGGGGGGUAGUGAGGAGGAGGCGGGACCAUGGGCGGGAUGGUGCGGAGCAGGGGAGACAGGGGAUUGAAUAGACUUACGAACCAUGUGUGACCAAAUUUUUUUUUUUCCGUUCUUUCUGAUCUUAAUAUUGCGUAGAUCAGACCACAGGACCAUAACGGCCUAAUAAGUACCAAGCUUCCAAAUGGUAGACCAUAGCUUUAAAGCUUCUCACCAGAGUUUGAUAACUGUGUGGAUAUUUUAAAGUUACUCUGAAAAAUGAUGCCUGUUGAAAGUCUGUAUAAAAAUACAGCUUUCCAGGGUCCAAAUUUAUCUGGUUAAUGUCUAUUACAAGUAUCAUUAUUUCAUUAUAGUUAAACAUCUUAUUUCCAAGCACAAGAGAAGAAAUGUUUUUUCUUACAAUUGUAUGUUUUUGUUUUUUUGUUUUUGGUACAGCAAACAACAGUGUGUAGACAGGAAAUACUCAACACAGUCACUGAGAACACAGGUUUAAAAAGAGUUGUUGUUGUUGUUGUGGGAUGAAGAUUCGAGGCUUUUCUUUUUCUAAACUUCUGUGUGUAUAAAAGUACAGGUUAUCUGCAGACUCAUGGUCAGAGGGCUGAUUUUUGUUGAUACAAUAGUGAAAAAGUAUUAGAGAUACCUUGAAGGUAUGCUGUGUGAAAACAUCUAUUGAACAAGUAGAGCACCUCAUAUGGGACACAGCUCACUGAACAACUACAGGGGGGGAGAGUUCAGAGUAGCAAAGCAAAGUUUUUGUACUCCACAGAUAAGUUCUAGUUUAGAGAAAAGUCUAGAGGAGAAACUCUCUCUUUGUGGACUCUGCUGGGUUUUAGUCCACAUUCAGGUAGGACUGAAUGAUUUUGGCCAGAAAUACCCCCCCCCCCUUUUUUUUUUUUUUCUCUGAAAACUUGAUUUUCAAUUUCAAUUUUUUAUUCACUGACAACUUUACCAAACUUCACUUUAAAAAUAAUACGUUUUUCUAUCAUCUCUCAAAACGAAAUCACUGAAAAUGAUGUAGUGCACAUGCCAAGCUAUACUCCAUGCCAAGAUGUUUUUAAUUUUUCAACAUCGUCAUAAUCAAAUAAUCCGAUUACAAUUUAAAAUCAAUUAAUUGUGCAGCCCUACAUUCGAGUAAUGUGAGAGUGCUUUUUCGGCUGAAACAGAGUUUUAACUCACAUAAGUAAGCAUCACUUUAAGGGUCACUGAUUAAAAAAAUUAGCCGAUGAGCUGAUGCUCUUUAUUUAGUAGCGCUUGGUGUUGAUUUCUUUUUAUUGUUUACAGAAGCUUCACCUGCAAAGCAGCAGCCUAAUAAGUCUAUUUUGGGGCCUUUUUGCUUCAAAGAGAGGCAUAUCCAACACUCCAAAUGAUUCCUGUGACCGUGAGAAUCUCCCAUCUAAACCAGUUUAUAAUCAGAACCACGGACAGCAGCUGUGCUGGCACAUUAAUCUACUCAAUAUAACUAUGAUGGCUUGAUUUUUUUUUUUAAUUAGACAACAUCUGAACCAAACAACAGGUAGCUCACACUGUAAGCUCACACGAUAGACCAGGUGUGGAAGGCUUCCUAACCGACCUUCUGCUCAGCAGCAGAGGUUUGAUUUCCCAUCACUGAAACUGUUUUGACUUGUUCAUGGCUAGUGUUCCUCGCCUCUAUCUAAUCAUUCGUAUAAUUAUGGAGACCACGGGGGUAACCUAUGGACACCUUUGGACCACAGUUACAUCUCUCCUCUCCUAACCCUGUCAAAUAUAGAAAGCCCAGAUUCAAGUGUCCAUGAAGCUGUGCUCACAGUGCUGCUAUUUCACAGCACAUUCAAACUCCCCAUUAAAACAGAAAGUUAAUGAGGGACUUGUUGCUGAUGUUAACUGAUAUUAACAGCAGCUCAUAUUGCUGAGAUAGAGAACAUUUAAACAAAUAACGCAGCAGUGAUAAUUAGUGAAUUCCCCCCAGUACAGAAUGAAUCAUCAACAUAUCUUUAUGUUUUCCAAGAAAUUACACCCGAACACUUAAAUAUCAUUAGGAAUACAUUUACUCUGAUUUCAUGGGAACUUGAAAUAAUACAGCAAUAAGUUUAAAUGAGAAGCACUGCACUGUGGUUUAAAUAUCUUAUGAGACAGCUUCUCUGAAUAUGGAGCUGCACAAAGUUUGAACAGUUAUAGAGGAAAACUCAUAUCUUCUGCUACUGCCAGGCAAAGAGCGGAAUUACCCUUUAGGUACAUCACAAGCAUUAGCAUUUUCUAUAAUCGCUGGUAGCUGUGGGAACGGCUCCUAUGAAGCAUGAACUGACUCUCUGGCUCUCUGUGUUGUCCUCAAGCUCAAACUGAGUAUAUUUUUUAACUAAAUACUGUUAAAUUUGCACUAUAAGAGGCUCUUUUAGUGCCUGUUUUAUCAUCUCAAAAGCCAGCUGUGUCCUAUUUAUACACACUUGCAACCAGUACGCGAGUUAAAGAUGCAGAGAAAGGUUUUCUUCUAUGUUAUGGAUGUGUCAGCCUCACUGCUGAAAACACAUAAAAGUAAGGCUGUCAUUUAAAAACAAAAGUGAAGUUAUCACUUUUACCACACUAUAGGUCAUCAUCACAGAAUUUUCAGAAAACAUUAGACUGUUACAAAUAUAAACCCCGAGGUUUGAAACUCUUUAAGUCAGCAGUUGAAGGGGAUAAUGUGAAUCUUAGUAUAUUGGUUCUGGGGAGCGGGUCCAUGUGUGACCUACAGCUUUCAACAUUACUGUCAGCUCUGCUCAACUACCAUUUGGGUAUAUAGCAGGGUGGCAAUAAGAGAUGGUAUUGGAACGGGCUACACAUCUGCAAAGAAGUGACGCAUAGCACUGGUAGUCUCCUAAAUAACAGACUGCAUCUUCCAAAAAAGUGUGACUUUGUUGUCCAUAUUUUAGGCGAAGUACGCAGGUAAAUAAAUAAUAAAACAAAAACAAACAAAUACAUAGAUAAACAAACCUGUGGAGUUGGUCUGUUAUUCUGGUGUUUAAAACUUGCACUGACUCAUGGUUGCAGUGAACAUUUAUCUUUUCAAAUGUAUCCAGUAAUUUUGAACAAAAUAAGAUAAAAAACAUUUGGACAGUGCAGUGUUUUAGUAUCAGAGCACUUUUGCAGAAUUAAUCGCUGUUUCUCCCAGGAAGUCAGGACCUUAAUUUGUGUGUGUGUGUGUGUGUGUAUGUGUGUGUGUGUGUGUGUGUGUGUGUAAUCCUGUGUGCAUUUGUGUGCGCAGGAUGUGUGCAGGCUGUGUAUCCAUAUUAGUUUGAUAUAAUUGCAUGAUGUAUGACAAGAUAAUUACAUGUGUGUCUGUGAUUUUGAAUGUGGGUGUGUAAGUCCAUGCAUGUGUGUACUAAUGUUCGGCCAACAAAAUUACAGGAUUUGCGACAUGAUAAUUGCACACGUGUGUGUGUGCGUGUGUGUUAAUGUGUGCAUAUGUACCUUCAUACUUAUUCAUCGUGAUGACAGGGUUUUACACUAAACACUCCUGUGUUCAUGUGUGUGUUUGUGUAGGUGUUUAUGGCAGAAACAGUAAAUUAGACAGACACAGUGAGUCAUCACCCCUGCCUAAUUCUGUCUGCAGUGUGUGUGUGUGUGUGUGUGUGUGUGUGUGUGUGUGUGUGUGUGUGUGUGUGUGUGUGAGUGUGUGUCUGAAUUCUCAAAUGCUUAAUGAUGUUUCAGGUUUACGAGGCAAAAGAAGUGUGUGGAUGUGCUGUUAUGCACUCUUGCCUGAGCUGUGUGUGUGUGUGUGUGUGUGUGUGUUUACCUUGUUUCUCUGUGCAUGGCUGCCUGCUGUCUGAUUUUGUCUCCUUUAUUUACUUCCUAUCAAGCUUAUUUACUAGUCAGUCAGACAUCCACCCAGCCCACGUUUACAUGACCUAAAUCGACACAUCAUCUGGGGGGGGGCUGUGACCAUUUAGAUUUGUAUGAGUCCACAAGAAUGAAUGUAUUUAUGCUUUAAAAUGUGGGCGUGUAUGCAUUCCUGUAGGCGUGUUCAUGACAGGGUCUGUGAUGUGUGUCUGUGUGUGUGUUGCAGCUCUGUGCAGUCAAUAGCUGAGGCUGCUGUCAUUGUGCGGCAGCCUUUGCGUUGAUGCUUCACUCUCUUCAGUCUUACCCUCCUUAAAUUCCAGUGAUUCCUCAGAUAGCAGCAGAGCUCUGUCCAGCUGCUUUCAGCGUUUCGCUCACACUCCAUGUUCUGUGUCUACAGUCUGAGUUAAGACACCCAGACACAGAUUUACAACACAAACAUGUAAGCAAGAUGGACUUCAGCUCCAGCUCUGCCAGGCUUGUCAACCAUCCACUGUAGUGGUUCUGUAACACAUGUCUUUAAUAGGACAGGCAGGGUCAAAUAAUGUUGGUAAGAAUUGUCUUUUUCUUGAUCUUUAAUGAUAAUGAAACAAAACCUAACUUUAAAUGGAAAUGGUUCAAAGACAACAUAUCAGUCUUAAAAACUGCAGAAUUUAAUUGUUUCAAUUUUAAUGGCUGGAGCAUGUUUAAAAAACAUUACACACAGUUAACAAAACACUCAAAUACUUAUUUGACAAACAUCCCCUGAUUCAUGUGCUACAGGUUAGUGUCUUGAUAUGAAAAACCAACUCUAAAGAGGGUGAAGAUGAGGAGAAAUUCACCAAUCUAUAAGAGGAACAUUAAAACUAAUGUUCCAUAGGAUACAAUUAUAGAUUAUUUUGAUUAUCUGCACGUUCAGACUAAACCAUGCAAAAGAGAACCAUGUAUUAACAUCCAGAAACACUGGCAACUUCUUUCAGGCCCUACAGAGAUGAACUAUGGUCUGACAGGUUAGAUUUUGAGGUUCUUUCUGAACAUCAUGGAUACUCUGUCCUCUGCCUUUUUCAUCGACUAAUGCUUUCUUUUAUGUCUGUUAAAGAGUUAUAUCAGAACCCUGAGGGUCAGGAUUAAAGUGCAGGAAGGGUACAGGGCUUUUUGUAAUGAGUGGACUGAUGAGGCUUGGAGGCUGGUUCAAUCCUCCUGAGCUACAUUGUUGUCGUCAUGUUCAUUUAGGUGUUUCUCUGACUCUAAAUCUGCAUCUCCAGACCCCCCUUUUUAUUACCAGUGCCUCAGUAUGUUUCAUCAAGGAUUUAAACAUUGCCAUAAUGAUGUAACUCCUUGCAGGCUAUCUCCUGCCUGUCCAGAAUGGUAGACUGGUUUGAGUUCACACUGUUGGACAGGUGAUACUGGACAUUUACCUCAUGAUGGCAGAAUAUCUGCUGGUCUUCAAAAAUGCUGCUAGAGACAGAUCUUUGUUAGACACAACUUUCUAAGCUGAUGAUACGUGGUGUACAGUAGGUGCCUUUUACUAUCAGCCCUUUCUUCUAGACAGCGUGAGUUUGCUCACCCCAGACCUCAGGCCCGUGGUGGUCAUGACCCUAAGGAGCAUGAAAGGUGGCAGCCCUAGAUGGAACCUCCAAACAUUUAAGAAAUAACAAAUACUCUGUUGAGAUUUUCACAGAGCUAAGAGCAAAAGUGAGACAAAAGUGAUUGUGAGAAGAGUAUUUCCAGAGUAACUGAUCCUAAAUUUCCCAUAAUACAGCUUGAUAGAUCAGACUCUGUCUGCUCAACCCAUUUUUUACUUUAUUCUCUCUUGUCCUUUUGCUCCUUAAUGUGUCAGACAGCUGAUUAAACAAAGUGGAUGAUGACAGACAACAGUGUCUGUGAAUGAUUUACAAACUUUCUGAAGACAUUUUCUCACAAACAGCAAGGACGUGUCUUUUUCUUUGGGUGUUCAUUUAACCAGCCUUGAUUUGUUUAGCUGAACAGUCAGCCAGCCAGACUGCCUAUCUGCUCUGAUUCAGUUGUUGAUAGGAUGGCUGAGGUUACUGAGUUUGAGACGUUAUUUUGGCUCAGCCUGUCGGCCCUGCCUGCUGAGAUCCUCACUAGGUUGGCUAGGUAGCGUGUGGGCGUGUGUGUGAGCAUGUGUGUGCAUGGGUAUGUCUGUGUGUAUGCGUUCGUGGUAGCAUGUGUGUUUUACAUGUAAUUGUUAGUGUAGUGUGCACGUGUGCGUGUGCCUGUACCUUAUUCAUGUGUGUAGGCGUAUGCGUGGGCAGAGCGUUAAAGCCGACAGGGAGCAGGCAACCUGAGGACAUAUUUAUGAGGAUUCUCACCGUCAACGCUAACCAGUGAAUAUUAACCUGAUGCUCUCGCAGCACCUUAAGCUGCAAAACACAUGGAGGCACAUUUCCAAAAUUUUCUCUCUCAUCUGAGUUAUGCACUGAUGAUAAGUCUGUUAUGGAGGAGAGUGCACAGACAAAAUGGAGAGAGGACUAGGUCAUACUGCGCCGUUAUUGCCAUCAGGUGAUUUCAUCAUGAUAAAGAUAUCAUCCGUCUUGUAUCUAAAUGGACACAGAUUAUCGUAAACCUUCUAACAUAUUAGCUCGAGGCUUUAUAACGUGCAAAGAGAGGCCAUAAACUCAGCAGGACUCAGCCUCUCAGUGCUGUUAAACCUAUUUCCAUCUAAUUACAUGGAGUGUAUAUUAAAACUAUUUAUCAGCGUAUAUGUAAACAUCAUUUUUCUCUGCACCAAACACUUUCGGACCAAACUAAAAUUGAUUUAGACUUCUUAAAGGGAAAAAAAGCAGACAAAGAGUUGAAAUGAAUCAAUAAAACCACUCUGAAUAUGUUCCAAGAGAAGUCUGAGACACAAAUCUUGAUAUUUUUGUGAAAUAAGAAAAUGUAUCAUCCCAUGAUGUUGAAGCGAACAUUUUGUUCCUGAAGUGUACUUCAGAGUGGAGGCAGAGGGAAAAAGGACAGACUGCACCUACAUGCUGCUCAGCGACAGAGCCAAAAAAGACUGAAUCAAAUGUUUGACCUGUCUUCCAUUUUACUGCUGAGGGGCUGAAUUUAUUCAGCUUUUCUGCUCCACUGACCUCUGUAGAACAGAAGGUAAGGACCAAAAACCACCUCAAAAUCAGCUGAACUUCUUCAACUUUGUCCACAUGAUCACUGGCUUGACUGUACUGUGUAAUGUAAGGUAUAAUCCCCAACAAAGGCUUUGUUAUAUUAUCACUGAUUAAAAAGGGUGACACAGAAACUACUCUAGUAAAGACAAUAGUCUACUUUAAAUGUGAAGAGGACAUUAGCUUUCAAGGAAUACAUAAGUCUUAAAGAGAAACAAGGUGAAUUGAAUCAGAUGGUGAUUACUGAUAUUUUUCUGUCAUGCAGCUGUACUGUCUGUUGUCAGUGUCUUAAUGAACCCACAGCCCAAGUUCAGUGUUUCUUUCCGGAGUCCUUUUUGAUUCAAACAUUUCUUUGGUGUUUACUGGUUCAGUGUUUUUACCCUCUUUGCCUUUACAAUGUGUUUUGAAUUUUUUUUUUUUUUUGUUGAUCUCCUCUGUUUGUCACCGUGGUGGAAAGUCUGAUUACAGCGACACUGGCUGUUUUUUUUUUUUUUUCUGCAAAUUUAAAAGAAUAGAAAAAAAAAGAGGAAAAAAUAAAAAAUAAGAAUUGAUAUUUAAUGCAUAUAUAGAAAUUAUUAUUUAAAGAAAUGUUUGAGUUGUAAGUGAUUAUUUCUGAUUAGCGUGUAACAUUUGGACCUGCAGUCUAAAUAAUGCAAACAAAGCUUAAAAACAGUAAAUUAGUGCUGUAAAUUAACAGUCUUUGCUUACAGUGAAGCUAAGGUCGCAGAGCGCACAUACUUCUGUCAAUAACCUCGUAUUUUGUUUUGUUUUUUGCACAUCUUUUACCAGACAAUCAGCCCUAGAGCAGCUUUAUACUAACUUAACUGUAGAAAUCCUACUCUCUGGAUACCUCUAUGCAAUCCCACAUCCAGCAAGAUGUGUUGACGCAAGAAAUGAUCAUUUUUAUCUAAUUCAAAAAAGUGCAAAAACAUGAGAGAAGACAUGAGCACAUGUUUAUCAAUUUAUUCCUCAAAGUAAAAAUGUGUAAAGAAUUUGGAGAAUUUAAUCAUUUGCGGUGCAUAACAUCCUCAAAAGAUUCUAAAAUUCUGGAGAAAUGUUUUUACAAGAGUGGACAAAGAAUAAAAACCAAAAGUGGACGACCCUGAACUUCAGGCCAUCGGGCUUCACAGAACUGUAAACAGACACGACUCUGUUGUCAAAGUUCUGCAUGGCUGUACUUUCUAGGACUACAGCUUAGCAGUGCAUCCACUCAUACAGGUUUCAAUUGCAUCAGGAAACAAAAUGUAAUGAUCAUCCACAAAUGCUGGUGACCUCUCUGGUCCCUGGCCCACUUAGGAAGGAGAAGAAGAAGGGCAAGAUGGAAAACUGUCCUGUGGUCUGAUGAAUCCAGAUUUGUCAAAGGGAAAAUGACAAAGGAGGCCCUGAACUGUUGAGCAGCUAAAACCCUCUCCAUUUAAAACAGCGCCUCGUCAUUGUUGUGCUUUGGGCUGUAAAUUGAAACUACAGUGUUACAGAGAUUGUUUGGUUGCAUGGGUCAUGUCUGUGAGCAAAAGUAGGGUUUCUGGUGGAAAAGUAAAGCACUGGAAAUUGUCUUAUUAGAGUAAACACUCACUUCAGCUUUUACAUCUGGAUUGGAGUUUCUUAAAUUGAGCUAAAUCACAUGUUGGAUUUGACCUUGCUGGAAGCAGCUUACAGCCAAAUUUUGGGCAGGUUCUCUGUCCAGUUUCUCGACAAAGGAGUAGAGCUGACCUGCAUUCCCUCUGGCUAAUACACUUACUGUUGACACGUACCUCACCUCAAAUAAAUAAACACUUGAAUAAACUUUUCAUUUUAUAAGCUGUGAGGGAAAACGACCUUCAGAUCAUCAGCCUGCACACGUCCCGCUCACCUUCUGCAGUAUCUUUGACUCACAUCUUCCUCUGCAGUUUGAAAACUUCUCCUCUACAGCGCCAAAGACUCCACUCAGUCCCUUUAUGGGACCUAAUAAACAUAAUGAAAUAUUGCUGAGCAGUGCAGCACAAUAAAAAAUGAUGUUCAUGUUAGUGAAUAGACUGCCACUGUACAACAGGGCGCAAUAUACCUCCGUUAAAUCUUUUGACAACUAAGACAAUCCUUUGUUCAAACAGUGCUCUCAGGUGAGCUCAGUUCUUUAAUUCAAGUGAACACAGCAUGACAUUUCAGUAUUUCCUUUACAUCGCCUUGAUUUCACAUCAGCAUCUGCCUCAUGUGUGAAGAAAUCCACGUGCUGAAAUGUCCAGUGUGUCCAGGCAGCAGGCAGCCUCCAGACAAAGAGACAGAGAGGGUUAAAAAAAGAGUUCCUUUGCUGCCCUGUAGUGUGACUGCAUCUCCCUGAGGCAUACACAAGUACACCCACUUUCUGCCCAACACACAUACACACACACGCACACACACACACACACACUGCACUGUCUGGACUGCAGAGAGGAGACACAGCCUGAAGGUCUCUCUCUCCUCUCUCCAUCGCUCUGUCACUGUUUCUCUCUCUCUCUCUCUCUCUCUCUCUCUCUCUCCCUCUCUCUCUCUAUGGCUGUCAAUUGUGCCAAGUCAGCACAACUCUGACAUACUUAAUUAUCCUGGUCGAGCCAGAGAGGGGAGAGGAGAGGAGGAGGGAGGAAACAAGAGGGGUGAGGAGAGGCAGGGGGAGAAAAUUAGGAAGAGGAUAAAGACGAUGCAAAAGAAAGGAAGAUGAGACAAAGUAAAGAAAGAAGAUGGAGUGAAAAACAAAGACGGUAAAAGGGGAGAAAAGGAGGAGGGGAGAUGACAAGAGGAGUGAGUCAGAGACAGCAGGUUGGAAAGAUGCCCCAAUCCUUCAUGGCUCACAGACGCAUCUGCAACACAUUUAUUACCAUAGUGCCCUGCAAAGUUGCUGCCCGCCUCGUAUCAAGGAUGCAGGCUGGAGGGCAGAGACAGAGCUGAGAGCAGGAGAAGAGACUGAAACAGGGAGACUGAUGGAGACCGUGGGGACAUAAAACUGUCUGACACACAAUUCACAGUUGCCAUGGAAAACACACAGAGCACAGUUCUCUCUAAUCUGCAGUGUUCAGGAUUUUAAUUCAAGUUCACUGCACUUGAAUAUCAAAUUCUUUGUUCCAAAAAUGAAAUGAAUAUUUCAAAUGCAAGUGUAGAGAAGCAUUAUUCAAAGGGCUACUCUAUUGAUUUCACUCAUAAAGAUCAAUGAUUGUCCUAAACCUCUACUAGCUUGUUUCCCUACAGUCUGUAGGGAGAUCUGGCUCCAUGUUGAUACAGCAUACAUCACAUUAUUAUGAAGGCAGAGCUCACACAGUAUUAAAGUAAAUGAUGAUAUCUCUGUCUGCACUUUUCAAACAUACUUUGUAGAUGUUUACUUCAGUCUCUCAAGCAACAAAGAAACAGAGAAAUUCUGCAGACAGUGUUUAUUUUCAUCUUUAUGUGUCUGAAAUGUCUUUUUUUCUUUAUCAUCGUGAAUUUAAUCCACUAGUAAAGUUAUUCACAACACUGAGCCUGAUGAUGAGGAGGGUUUUUUUCUUAGAUUCUUCCUACAUGUCUUAUAAGCUUUGAGAGCAUUUUUCCUCAUCUUAUAAAAGUAUUAUUAUUGUUAUUAUCCCAAGCCAGUCCGCUGUGUCCUUGGGCAAGACACUUAACCCACCUUGCUCCCAGUGUGUGUCCUCCACUGGUGUAUGAUUGUGAGUGUUGUGUGGUGGUGGUCGGAGAGGCCGUAGGCACAAACUGGCAGCCACGUUUCCGUCAGUCUGCCCCAGGGCAGCUGUGAUUACUAAGGUAGUUUACCACCACCAACGUGUGACUUUGUGAGCGAAUGAAUGAUAUAUCCAAUGUAAAGCGCUUUGAGAGUCUCUGAUAAAGUGCUAUAUGAAAUCCGAUGCAUUAUUAUUAUUAUUAUUAUUAUUAUUAUUAUUAUUAUUUUAUUUUUAUUUUUAUUUUUAUUUUUAUUUUUAUUUUUUUUAUUUUAUUUUUUUUUAUUUUGCAUGAGUCUGUUUUGUGCAGCCUGCUCUUAGAUAGCUAUCAAAGUGUGUGCAUCAUGGUAACAUUGUAAAAUAUACCUGUAAAAUGAGACCAGAGCAUGAACCUGCGCUGCAGCAAAAGUUAAAGUAAGCUGUAAAAUUCAGCAUGGGACAGCAGGGAGAAGAAGAGGAAGAAGAGGCAAGAGAAGAGAGGAGAGCAGGGAGGGGAGCAGGAGGAGGCAUGCUAGAGCCUGAUGUGUAACAAUCAUCUGAAAUGUAACAACAACCUGAAAUGUAGUUAAAAAAAUCAUAAAACCCAAAACGUGACAGCCUGUUACAUUUAGGGUCAGUAAAUUUGGGUUUAAUUACAUUUUUAAAUUACAUUGUGGGUCUUUAUUACAUUACAGAUCGUUGUUACAUAUUGGGAUCUAACAAAGCAGGUGAUGUUUUUCCUUGUUAAGGGUAUGUAGGUUUAAUAGUUUAUUCGACCUCUGAUAAUGUUAUUUAAAGAAUUAAGUGCUUUCAAGUUUAAAGAGGUUUUAAGCUGCUUAAAUGGGUGUGAUGCAGAUGUUAAAUCAUCACGUUAAUAAUCCUGAUAUUAAUGUCAAUCAGGACAAUCAUGAGAAUGAGUUUUGCCAACAGUUCUGUGCGACAGUGUCCAGUUUUCCGACACUUAUUAGAUUAUUGUGAACAUCUUUUGUAUUCAUACUUCUUACCACCUGAAGGUGCUGCUGGAGUCUGCGGUUUAGGAACUUUGAAUGUUUUUUUACCUGAUUUUGUGCUGAUACAUCUGGUAUUUGUGACAUAUCCCAAAUAAAGCGAUGGUUGAUCGGCAUUCACCUUAUGUGAAGUCUUUUAGAAGUUACAUUCAAGAACUCUUGGAUAAUACAGAUACUAAUAAGUUCCCUCAUGUUAAAACUCUUCAUCCCAGCUUUGAUGCCAACUCUUUGUUGGGAUGAUAGAUAGACUAAGAAUAAUUACCACAUUCUCCUCACUUAAAAUCUAUACUGGUAGUCUCAUGAUCUGUCUCCUGUGAUGGUUAAAAAGAGCGACGCGCAGGACCGGGGGACAUGUAGGGGUCCAUGUUUCCUUUUAUGGCUCUUCUUCUUUCCUUCAAACAGCCUGUACUGUAUGAGCAAUGUGCCACAGUGUGUUACGCCAUAAACAGCCUCUUUUUUAAUGUGAUAUAAUGCUGCUGCUCUGACAGCUGUGACUGCAGCAGCAGCCCACUGACUCUCAUUUACACACACACACUCACACUCAAGAAAAAUCACACAGAAACAUACACAUUCAAACGGACACCCAAGGACACUUUGGUAGCCACAAACCACGAAACACACUCACACACUCACAUAGCUAGAAACAUGUCCGGCCCCCAGUCUGUCACUGCCAAGUGGCGACUACAACACUUUGUUAUAUCACACACACACACACACACAGACACACACACACACACACACACACACAGGCGUGCGCUCACACCCCUACACACACGCUUGUGUGUGCGCUCACAAGCUCACACAGACAUUUGUCAAAGUGCAAUUCACGUCACACAUUCUGUCACUGAGUCUGCAUGAGCAGUUUCCUUCCCCACUGCGGGUUGGGUUUCUCCUUGUUAGAGAAGAGUGCUGCCGUUCAAAGUAAGAGGAAAAAGCUAUCAUAAAAAACUUCUCUGUGUCUGCAGCACUUUCUGUCCUCCAGGAGUAAGAGUACAGAUUGAGAACUUUGAUUGGAAACCUUAGUUUUUCAAAAAGUCAACUGAGAGUCCGUAUCACAGGCACAGUAUCACUCAUCUGCUGUCAGAGGUCAGAGGUGAGGUCAGAGGUCAGACUGCUUCACUUUAAACUCCCACUGUGAUCGUUUUUUUUACUACAUAAAUUGUUCUCAGUAGUCUUUAAGCUGUGAUUAUGAAGUUUUUCGCCAAAACCUCGUUACCUGUGUCAUUUUCAAGGGCUUUUCUUCUGCAGAGCUCCAGUCGCUUUUAAGUAAUUCACCUCUGAGUCGUGGGCGGAGACAGCGCUGCCCUAUACACUUAUCUUUACGUUAGCUUGUAGCCUAACAUUGCCAUUGUAGUAGAAGUGUCAGGUAACAUAGGAGCAAUUCAGCUCUCGGACACUAAUGUCUUUAGGGACAUGAUGAAAGUUAAUAUCAACAUACUUUUCUUAUGAGCAUUGCAAUCUGCUAACACACGCUUGUUCUGCGAGCAUCCUCUCUAUUUCUCAGAGUCUGACCUGCAUAGCGGGGCUCCGGAGGCGGAGCUUGAAUUUGCUACAUAGGAAAUCUCCCUCUGUCUGAACCUGCAGUUUGGGUCUGCCAGAGAUUCACAGUGAUUUGAGUGAAGAAAUACUCAGAGAUCAAAUUUCACACUUAGUUUUCUCUUGAUAUGUCCUGUAGCAUCAGAUUAAUGCCAUAUGAAUAUGUAGACAACAAUAAAAACAUCAUUUUCAUCAGAGUGGGGUUUUAAAGGUAUAAGUGUUUCCUUUUUACUCCUUUUAGGCUGUACCACCUAUUUAUUCUUUCCCUCUAUCUCGUCCUGUUUUCUUAUCGGACCUCAUUAUUAUUCUCAUCCUUUGGCCUGUCAUCAUCCACUAUCUUAUCAUCAUCGUCCUCCUUUCCUCUCCUCUCUCUCUUUCCUCUUUUCCUCUCCCUGUCUAUUGUUGCCUCACCAUCUGUCUGGUUUUCUUUCUGCUCUUCUUCUUCUUUUCUCUCCUCCACCUCCUCCUCCUCCGCCUCCUCCUGCUUGUCUUUAACCCUGGAGCAGACUGUUUCCUUGCUCGCGUGUCAAGGCAGACAGGCUGACCAGUUUGUCUGACUGAUGGGCUGACAUCAGAGAACAGACAGAGAGGAAAAGAAAAAGAUGAUGAAGAGAGCGACGGAGGAAAGAGAUGAAAGUGCUUUCGAUGUAAAUUAUGAUGCACAGAUAUUUAACAGGCUAACUUUGCCUUUUUCACAUCCUCUUGCUUUGAAAUUUUACACACGUCUCAAAAGUUUCAAAAAAAUCUACCUGUAUUUUGGAUGACGGCUGAUCCUCGAUAAACCUGACAGCGUCGUUUUUGUGUAUUUCAAUGCACUGAGCCACUGGAUAACGUCCGUUUGGUGCUGUCAGGAUUAUUUGUAUGUUUUCAGUCAUCACAGCAUUACACUUGCUCUUGAAAAUACAAAUGUUAAUAGAAAGAGAAUAGAAAUAGAUAGGAAAAGAUAAAAAAUUGCAACAGUUAUUACAAAGUGCAGAAUAUUAGAUAUCAAGCUGUCUACAAAGCACAGAGUGUUUAGGAAAUCCUCUAUGUACAAGCAUAGAGAGGAGGAAGUGUAAACAAAACCAGUUAGCAGAGUUGGAUAUUGCACAGAGUAUUAUACAGUUUAACAAGUAUUGUAGAGUUAAACAGAAUAUUGCACAGUCUCGCUCAAUAAACAGUGUUAUUAUCAGUAUUAAACUCUUAGUUUAUUGAAGUAUUGACCGGUUUACAAACAGAUUGCACAGUUGAAUGUGAUUCUAUGAAGUGGAGAAGUUUACAGCCUCUACAUCAUCAAUGAGUUCAGGGACAGUCAGAGGGAGAAGUUAUAAAGUUUGAUGGUCACAGGUAAGAAGGACUUCCUGUCCAAGAUUACAUCAUGAAGCUUUGACAACAUCCUCCCCUCUGUUACCACUAUCAGAGAGUCCAGCUCUACCUUCACAAGGUCACUGGACUUACAGAUGAGUUUGUUAAGUCUGUUGGCGUCUGCUCCCCUCAGUCUGCUGCCCCAGCACACAACAGCAAACAGGAUCACACUGGUCUACCACAGACUCACAACAUCCUCAGCAGGGUCCUGCAAGUGUUAAAGGACCUCAGCCUCCUCAAGAAGUAGAGACGGUUCAGGCCUUUCUUGUAGACAGCUUCAGUGUCUAAGACCAGUCCAGUUUGUUAUCCAAGUACACCCCGAGGUACUUGUAGUCAUCCACAAUGUCCACACUGACAGGGGUCUGGACUGGAAACAGGGGUCACUGGUGCUUUUGUCCUUUUUAAGAUCAGUUCCUUUGUCUUGUUGUCAAGUUGAGCUGGAAAUGGUUCUGCUCACACCAUCUGACAAAGUGAUCCACCACAGUCUUGUGUUCAGCCUCAUUGCCCUUCCUGACAGCAGAGUCAUCGAAGAACUUCUGAAGGAGGCAGGACUCUGUGUUUUAAUUGAAGUUCAGGUUGAAGAGGGUGAAGAGGAAAGGAGACAGGACUGUCCCUGCAGGGACACACAGUGUUGUCAGCUGUGGUCUUUCAGUCAGAUAAUCAAGAACACGAGAGGUGCCUCCACCGGCAUCGCUGUAUAUGUAUAUGCUGUACACAUGUGUAUAGUAAAUAAGACUCGUGUAAAUACUCAUGUAUAUAUCUUUUUUUAACUCCAAGUUUCUUAUCCUUUAAUUUCUCUUUCUUGUAUUUGUAUAUAUGCUGCUGUAAUUUUGAAUUCUCCCCUGUGGGGCUAAUAAAGGAAUACCUUAUCUUAUCUUUUCCACAUAGGAUAGACCUUCUUGUUGGGAGCAAAUCCAUCUGUAAAGAAAAACUCAGGACAUCAUCUUAAUUAUCUAUUUGUGUAGUUUGAGACGGGACUUGUGCCAGAAUUAACUACAUGGGCAAUUACCUCACAGAUGUAUUAAUAAAGGUAUUUAUUGGUGUGCAGGCUUAUAUAAUUCACGCCACCCCAGCAAUGUCAGAGCCCAGGUUGGGGCACACCAGUCAAAAAGGUCUGGACAGGCCCCCUUGCGUGUUUACUCGAGCUUAUUCCACUCAGAAAUAGAUGGAUCCAUGUUGAACAGAGGGCUCUGCUGAUGGCUUAAGGGGACUUCAAGGUGAGAGGUGAGGAGGGGAACAUUUCAGUCAAGAAUCUUCAGAUUUAUCCAAAUAUUCCUACCAUUCAUACUCAAUAUUCUCAUAUCUAUGCACCCUACCAAGUUUCUCGCUAGUCUCGCUAGCUUGAAUAAUUAUGAUUUACAAGCACUUAUAUGUUUCCAUGGUGAACAGCAUGUCAGAGGUUAGCUUGCCAGCUAAAGUAUCUUAAUUGCGUUAAGAGAGCCAUGUCUGUACUGGCUGUUUUAAAAAACUAUGUUGAAGAGCUUGCUUUGUUAAGCUCUUUGUGGGGAUCAGUCUUUUACCAUAUUUGAGAGGAGAUACGUUUACUUUUGCUCACACGCUUUGCUUUGAAUUCAUGUGAUAGCUGAGUGGUAGUGCUGCGGCAGAGGAUGAAAAAGGAGAGCAGUAGAGCAGGUGGAGGAUGGACAGAGGAUGGGAAAAUAAGCAGAGAGAGAAAAGGUGUGAGAGAAACGGCAAGUAAUAGAGCUGAAAAGGAGAGGAUGAACCGAAGAGGAGUCUAGACAGACGAUAGGAGUAAUAGAUGGGACAAAAUGAAAGACAGAGCGAGGAGAGGCUGGGCGAGUCAGUGAGGCUUCACUAAUUGCCACUCAGAAGAAGGAGAGAGAGUUUGUUCCGAAGAACGGUCAUGCUGGUCUGUUCUUUGAAUCGGAUCUCUGUUCCUGCCCUCCCCCCCUCCGCCACCGUCUAGACAAGAGUAGAACAAGCUGUUCUUGUUAUGGGAGGAAGAGGAGAAAAUGUGCACUGUCAUUAGGUUGCUCACUGCCAGCCGGGCAAAUCGGAAGGACUCACACCAGGAUCUGGCCCGCGAGGUGUUUGUUGGUGUGUGUCUCUUUAGUGCAGUGUGUGCAAGUUUGAGAUGUCUGGAUUUAUGUGUGUUGAUUUACAGCUAUAAAACACGCCUCCCCAUCCCUCCAACACAAUUAAUUUGAUUUAAACGUGUGCUUCCUAUUUUCCUGUAAAGGAUUAGUUCUUGCCUCUACCUCAAUCUAUUACCUCACAAGUACAAAAAUAGUAGAUGGAGCAGAAUCCAAAUCAGACGUGUGAAAUGUGUGCUGAAACUUUGUAACACCAGUCACUCAGAUAUUUUAACACAUUAAGAAAGAGUUAGCCUCACAGGGGUCUAAGCUGUUGUUUUACUGAGUUCAACGUCUAUAACCACGUCAGUGUGCUUUUCUGUUGGUCCAGCUUGUUGAGCCAUAGUAAAUUGAGAGCCCUCAUUUUGGCCAAAGUUAAAAAUGCUGAGAGGAAUGCAAACUCAAAUAAUGCCAUUAUUAAAAGCUUUUUGUAUGCACAACACAGAAAUUUAAUGUUUCUUCAAUAAAUUUAUGUUCCUAUUUUUAAAUGAAAAUCACGUUUGUGUGGCAUUGUAUCAAGACCUGUUGCAUGUUUUACUCAGUCCAUAUUAAACCAGACAUUAUAACUAGUAAUCUUGUAACUUCAGCUGCAGCUUUGGUUAAUGGCACUGUGCAGAUUUAAGGUUCAUCUUAAACAAGUAAAAAAUGAUGUCCAUAUUAACCAAAAUAUUGUCACAGAAACAUGGCUGAUCCUUCUGUUAGCCAAUUGGAGAAAAGCUUUUCUCUAAAUGAAGAGAUUGUUCAAUGAAUGAAUGAAUGAAUGAAUGAAUCAAUCAAUCAAUCAAUCAAUCAUACUUUAUUAACAGAGUAUUUUUCAUACUUUGUUAAUCCAUGCUGUACAUUGGAAAGUAAAUUAUUAUUAUCAUUAUUAUUAUUAUUAUUAUUAUUAUUAUUAUUAUUAUUAUAAUAAUAAUAAUAAUAAUAAUAAUAAUAAUAAUUAUUAUUAUUAUUAUUAUUAUUGUUGUUGUUGUUGUUGUUGUUGUUGUUGUUGUUGUUGUUGUUGUUGUUGUUGUUGUUGUUGUUAUUAUUAUUAUUAUUAUUAUUAUUAGACAAAGUUCUUCGUCAUUCAUGACUUAAUAUAUGACACCAAAGGCUGGUCUUGAAUACUAACUGUAAUAGCUACCUCAACAGGCAAAUGGCUGAUUACAGCAGUUUACUCCCAUUGAUCAACUAACACUGUCUGGUUGCUAUGUAAAAUGACUCAUCUUUAUAAUAAAAUCAUGUAAAGUUUAAAAUCAUAAAAUUGACAUAAAAUGGCAUGCUGACUUUCGAGAAACGCACAUUGGGACUUUGCACCCACUCAAAGCUAGGUGUAAGAUUCAAGCUGUAACUUAGUUUGGUUAACCUAAAGUUAGGUUGAGUCAGUGUUACCAAUGUAGAGACAGCUGCUGAUUGUCUCUCCAAACCUUUGCCUCACAGAUAAAUGGGUGAUGUCACCAUCCAUUUAAUAUACAGUCUGUGCUUUGCAGGGUGAUUGUAUGUGCUUAAAACCCAUUAGAUGCAUGUGAUGAAGCACAUUUCAACAGUACCGAUCAUAAAUGAACUUUAAGUAUCGACUCAUCACAUUUUGACAAGUCAUCAAGUCUCUCUUUAUUAGAUUUUAACACAAGACUUUUCCUCUCAUUUAGUUUCAGUUACUUCCAUAACCUCUCACUUCAUCAUAGAUCAAAAAUGGGCUUCUGUCAAAAGUUUUUCAAACGUUCAUAUCCAUAGACAUGACAUGGAAAUAAGAUUUAUGAACUUACCUUCACCACUCAGUCAUUUGUUCCACAAAUACAGUGAUAAAGUUGGCAGGUAUAAAUUAGAGACAAUAUUAACGAAUAAACUUUUAAACUUAAUAUAGGGUGCUGAAGGCUGGAAAAAAACCAUAGACUGUAUAUUCUAUGGACAACCUGGUUCCGCCUUCCGACUGUAUACGGAUUUGAAGCCAAAAAGCUCUCGGUAAUUCCGGGUUUUUCUCCACUUCCUUGAAACCGGAGCUGCGCAGUCGCAAUGCGCGCAUUCGGCCGCGCAGUCACCGUGAGUCCCUGUGAUGACGCUCGGCUCAAACAGCGUAUCCCCCCGGGUGAGCUACGCAAUCCCUGAACGCCCAUAGGCUGUACCAGGUGUCAAUCAUAGAAAACAUGAACCCCCUAAUAACUUUUAAAAACGGAGCUGUACAGAAAAAAAAGGACUUGGGCACAAACCAGUCUUACAAUAACUACAUGGCAACAUCACAAGCAGAGGGGAGAAAAAUUUAUGUUCUGUGUAAUAAAUUUAUAAAGUUUGUCCACAGUCCCAUAAGCUUUGCUGGCGGGAUUUAUGACCUAUACUGCAGCCCACCAUCAGAGGGUGCUGUUCUCGGAGUGGCUUCACCCAGCGAGGAGGCAGACUCUGUCCAUUCUUUAUACAGUCUAUGGAAAAAACAUACAUGUGUUUCUAUUUAGGUUUUUGUUUCAUAACCUGCUUCCUGACUUUAAGUGUUGCUUAGUGAGAAAGGAAAAACUCCAAAAACAGUGAUGACAAAGGCAAACAGAGAAUGUUCGAACCAAAUUGACUUUCUUCAGUCCAAAGUCAAAACUAAAAAUCCAACAAGACUGGAUAAAGAAAUGCAGAGGGAAUACAAGGAGAGGAGGCCAGAGACAAAACUUCUUAAAAGACUCAUUGAACCAACUCAGAUUAAAUACACAGGGAAAAAACAACAGGUGUGAACACAGGUUGGUGAGACCAAUAGGGGCAAUAGAUCAAGAGAAGAAAAAAUAAAAUAAAAUAAAAAAUAAAAACAAGGGCUGGAAGUAAAACUAAACUCAUGUGAUGUGAUUUUGGAAGUACAACAUGGAUGCAAACAUCGCAAGUUCCCACCAUGAAAAACCCUCUGCAGUGAUGGGCCCAGAACAAAGACGGAUUCCCUCCGUUUGGCUAAGUUGGGCAAAUGUUAUCUGGCUGUCCCUGCCACUAGCACACUGAGCGAGAGGAGUGCAUGUGCCGUGUUCCUAGGCCUGGACGAAAUAGAAAAAAAGCAUAUCGAUAAAAAAUAAAUCAUAUUGAUCGAUAUCGAUAAUUAUCGAUAUAAUUAUUAUAAUUACUUAACAUAUAUUUUAAUUGCAGCCCUGGAUGUUUUAUGCUAUUGGUUAAUGACCUACUUUUAAUAAAGAACACACAAGCACUGAAUUCAAAUUCAAACCUUUAUUCAACCACCUUUUUUAUUUUACCACAACUGAAAGUUUUUUGAAAAAGAACUAAAAAAAAAAAAGAAAUCAACUUAAGUGGCCUGAGUGACGUCAGUAAAUACUGACAAACAUAAAGACUAAAGUGACCAGAAAAUCUGAUAAAUAAAUAUUUAAAUAGUCUUUUGAUGAAAAUAAACAAAUAUAUAAAUAAACAGAAUAGCUUUAGGUGGGAAUAGCAUAAUACCAGUUUUAACUGUGUGGGAAACUGUCCACAGCCUGGUGUCUGAACACUGAAAUAUUUCUCCCGGGGUCGGGAGAUUUAUUUUUUUUAAUUAUCAUGUGAUUGACUUAAUACACAAACUAAGCACGAGAAGCAGGACUUAUCCACGCCGGUGUUGUGUCGUAGAAUGCACCCCUGCCGAAUGCACCCCCUGCUAGUAGCCAUGAUCCAAAUACUCGCGUCUUUGUAAAAUAUGAGCUCAUUUUCUUCCACUUUAAGAAGCUACACCGGAACGUAUUUCCUCCGCACCCUUCUCACCUUUUCAACCCCUGACCCAUUUUCAUGCCUGAAGCGCUGUGUUUGAGAAAUACUUGCGGCCGGACACUUCAUAUCGCGGGUCGAGAGUGGCUAGAAGCUGGUCGAAGCCAGGCUUUUCAACGGUAGUUAUUGGCAGUAUGUCCCUCGCUAUGGAGCAUGUUACUGCAUGGGUGAUGUCCUUAUGCCGCUCGGACGCUUUGUCGUAUUUUGGCAAGAAACGAAGUCCAGUUUGGUCUGCUUCACAUGCUUUGUGCUGGUGCUGGCAGCGGUUCCAGAGGAUUCCUCCGACGAUGACGUGGAGUCGCGGCGCGGCCGACACAGCUCGUACUCCUGCGGGUGCGAUCGGUUUAGAUGGUAAAACAAGUUGAUUGUGUUACCAGACUUCGUUUUUACUAAUUCUCUGCAAAUUUUGCAAACGACCGCUGUUCGCUUUUUGUCAGACUUCUAAAAACCAAAACACUGCCAUGCUGGUGAACUACUGAAACCUUUUUUCGGGACAAUGUCCUCCGCUUCUCCUUGCUGUAUCAUUUUUUCUAAUACACGUGCUGUCUGUUGUGGUUUGAUAGGGGCUGGGCUUGGUGCCGUAGCGUACCUGGGUCUGCGUUUGUGAUUGGUUGGGAGGAAGUAAUGACUGUAGUAAAAGCUACAUGAUAGGCUAUGAUGAAAAAGAAAGGGAAACUGUGUUUUUCUAUCGAACUUUUUAUCGACCCUUUUUUUUUCUAUCGCACCACACGUCUAUCGAUCGAUAUAUAUUGUUAUCGAAUUAUCGUCCAGCACUACGUGUUCCUCCUUAAAUGUUUACAGUAUUUUUUUUUUUGUGCUUAGGUGGGAGAAGUAGCCUAAGGUGUAUGUUAAGUUAUAAUAUUAAAGCUGAUUUGCAGCUUGUUGUUUAUUUACCUGCUAUUCUGUGGGAUCUCUGUGCAUUGGCUGUCUGUUGACAGUAAAUAUAGAUUGUUACAAAGCAUCCCCUCCUCCUGUGAAUUUUAUGUAUGACAGGAAAAAUGUGAAUGAUGUUGUUAGCAACUAGUCGACGUCUACUCAACAUUCAUCACAAUAGAGUCAACUUAAAAAAAUCUAAAGUCAUACGACUCUGAGCACCAAGACCUCCAAAUAUUCAGAUUCUGACAAACAUACUUAAAGCUGCUGCUACUCUUGGAAUGUUCUUCAUAUUUUCUUCAUAGAUGGUGAGGAAAUCACUGUUAUUCUGCUUCUGUCAAAGAAAAUCAUGUCUUUUUCUCGGUCUGGAUGGAUUAACCCAUUAUUUUAACAGAAAUCUCCUCUGACAAGGCAAAUAGCCAAAAUAAAAUGAUGUUUGGUUCUUUUCUUUUCACAAUUUAAAAAAUUUGGUGGGUGUCUUUUCACCAACAAGUGUUCAUGUUGUAAAAUAAAUCAAAUGAACACUAAAAGUAUUUUAAAAAGGACUCAAAUUUAGUAUUUUCAAGAAAUUAUAAAGUAAAAAUCCAGAUUUAAAAAGUAAACUGAAAUUAACUGAAAUUAAAACAAUAAUAUUACCCUGACAGAGACAACUUAUUCUGUAUUAUGAACAAAAUACUGCAUUUGUUAGGUAAAAAUAACCCUUUUGUUUAGGUCUAAUAAGACCACAUACCUAUUCAAUUAAAUGUUAUGUACAAACCUAAAAUUCUUAGCUGGUAGUGAUCAAUUAUUUCUGUGACUCCGUUCCUCACAGCUUUAAUUGCUACACAUGCUUCAGUUUAUUUACAUGUCAGUGAUUUUUGCAUCAGAAGGUCCUCCAGGCUGUUUUGAGUUUACUUGACCUCUGCUAGCUCCUUGUCUUACUGAAGAUACAGAGUUAAGCAGAUGCUGGAAUAACACACCUAAAUCUCUAAUUUGACCGUCAGCAGACAAGUUACAUAUAUGCGAAUUAUAUAUAUAAUAUAUGCGAAAAGCAAAUUAUUUUACAGUUUAAACAACUUAAUGAUGUCUGUAAGCUCCCUUUAAAACACUCUUUAUUUAGGGGCAUCUUCAGAGAACUUUUUUCCCCUCAUCAUACAGUUUAAAUAUUUAUAGUCUGACCUAUGAUUCUUGACUUAAGCUGAACUAUAAAAGAUAUCAUAUAUCAAGUAUACUGAUCUUUUACAGUGUGUGUGUGUGUGUGUGUGUGUGUGUGUGUGUGUGUGUGUGUGUGUGUGUGUGUGUGUGUGUGUGUGUGUGUGUGUGUGUGUGUGUGUGUGUGCAGCUCUCAGUCAAGAGCUGCACUCUAACCACACACAUCACACUGCGGGGCAAAAUGACAUGGCCUUGGUUUCCAGUGCAUCAAACACUUUGUUUUUGUUAUAUUCAUUUAUUAUGAUUAAAGUUCAGCAGCAUUACUCAUUCCCUGCAGAAUACACAUAUUUUCAUUUUCACAUUUAAAGGUUACUUGUUUUUUUCUCCCCUUCUGCCAGAUAGUGCUAAUCAGGGGUAUUAGUAUUUUGGGGGAAAGGCACGUUUUGGUACUAACCGUGACAGAACAUUGGGGUUUGGGUCUGCGGCACAUCAAAGGCCCGUUUGAAAAGCUGUGUAUUUAUUUGUUGUUUUGAACAGGAGACCACUUUUCUCCUGACCUUGUUUCUGUGUAAACUCAACACAUUAACUCCGCUUUGUGUUGGAGCUCACAGUUAGAAAUAAUAAUAAUAAAAAAAAAACAUUUCACCUGACCUUGCACAUUCUGAGGCAUAGAUAACAGCGAGAACAGCACAUAAGAGGCCAAUAUUUGAGCAUUUUGCUGUCAGUUUAUCAGAGCUUUUACACAUUUUAGUCUGUGUCUGCAUUCUCCACCGUUGCGGUGACACUGCCGAAUGUGUGUGGGUGUUUAUUUUUUUUUUUUUGUAUGAACCGCUUUUGUAAACAUGCAAUUUCAUCCAAAUGGGGAUUUUUUUUCUCUCUUUUUGUCAAUCUCAGCCAGUUGUAAUCAUUUUUUCUAAUCUUUCAGCUGAGAAAAAGCACAAGAUCAGAAUGGGUUAUCAUUCCUUGGAGCCAGUUAAGCAAACAGACUUUAAAUAAUUAUAAUAAUAAUAAUAGUAAAAAAUAAAUAAAUAAAAAAAAUAAAUAAACUUUUGUAUUUUUAGGAUGCAAAUGUUCAGACUCUGAAUUAAGUGCUAGGAAAUACUCUUACCCACUCUCCUCUCCCCUCCCUGGCUCCAGAGUGCAAGUUCCACUGCACCAAUGGGAAUUGUUUGCGUCUGGGCUCGCUGAUCUGCAACCAGCUGAAUAACUGUGGGGACAACAGCGAUGAGGAGAACUGCCCUGUGGUCACCCAGCACCCUCCUCCAGGCAUCUUCAACUGUGAGUGCUGCAGGAUGCCUCCCCUUCUCUGUCUCUUCACCUCACACCUUAAAAACUGCACACACACACACACACACACACACACACACACACACACACACACACACACACACACACACACACACACACCUCUAUUUCUUUCCUCUGCUCUGUUCUCCCUGGACUCUCCUUGUCAUGCUCGGUGAGCAGAUCUGGUUUGGAUCCUGUGGUCAGCUUGUACAGGAGUGUAACUGUGACCCUUCCUCCUCAUGUGUUGGCUUUUUAUGGAUGGACUUUUGGUUACAGCAGGUGAACUGUGGCAGACUGUGAGUUACAAAUACACCAAAAAAGCUACAGCGAGCAUCUAACAUGAACCAUUAUGAACAGGAUCUUUCUAACAGAUCAACACACUCCAGAGUCAAAGAGAACGUGGAGUCACAUGAACGCUGAAGAUAAUAACAUUUCAACAUUAACCACAGUGGUUCCCAAACUUUCCAAGCCCCAUAUAUGCAGAUAGACAGAGCUCUAAUGGCUAAACAUUUAUUUAUCAAAUUAUUCAUUAUAUUAAUUUAUUUAAACAUCUUUUGAAAAAAAAAAAAAACAUGAAACAUGCAAAUUCCAAUUCCAAUGAAGUUUGGAUGUUUGUGUAAAAUGUGACUAAAAACAGAAUUCAAUGAUUUUCAAAUCAUUUCCCACCUAAAUUUACCUGAAUACUCUAAAGAUAAACUCAAACUGAUAAACUUGAUUAUUUUUUUUGUAAAUUUUCACUCAUCUUGAAUUUGAUGCUGUACCACAUUACUAAAAAGUUGGUUCAGGGUCAACAAAAGACUGAAAACUGAGGACUGCUCCAAAAAUGCCUGUUUGGAUUUUCCUUAGGUGAACAGGUUCAUAAGAAACAGGUGAGGGUCAUGACUGAAUAAAAAAGGAGCAUCCCUGAAAGACUCAGUCCUUCACAAACAAAGAUGGGGACAGCUUCACCACUUUGUCAAAAAUUGCAUGAGCAAAUAAACCAACCAUUUAAUAACAUUCCUCAAUGUAAAACUGCAGAAAUAUAGAGAUUUGAUCAUCUAGAGUCCAUAAAAUCAUUACAAGAUUCAGAAAACAUUGGAGGAUCCUGGCCCCUCAGCCAGCACUGCAUUAAAAACCCACAUCAUUGUGUAAAGGAUUUUACCAUGUGGGCUCAGGAGGACUUCAGAAAACCACUGUCAGUUAGCCCACUCCGUCUCUACAUCUACCAGUUCAAAUUCCACCAUGCAAAGACAGAUAUCAAGAACAGCCAGAAACACCGCCGGCCUCUCUGGACCCGAGUUCAUCUGAGAUGGACUGACCUGAAGUGGAAAAGUCUGCUGUGGUCUUAAGUGUCAACAUUUCAGAUAGUUUUUGGAAAUCAUGGAUGUGGUGUGCUCCAGGCUAAAGAGAAAAAGGACCAUCUAGACUGUUCUCAGGUCAAAGGUCAAAGCCAGCAUCUGUGAUGGUCUGGGGGUGUGUUUGUGCCCAUGGCAUCUGUUGAUUACAUUGUCUUUGAAGGUUUUGGGGCCAGUUUCCUCCGUCAACAGAAAUCAGCCUUGUUCAUGGAUGGUUUUAGAGAUUAUCUUCCCAGAUUAUGGUGUGGGGUGAGUUAAAUGAUACAUAUCAUGUCCAGUGAAACACACCAGUACAAAAAUGACAAAGGGAGGCAAUGGAAAGAAAUUGCUACUGACAUGGAUGUAUCAGGAAGCUAAGGAGCUAGCAACAGUUAGUCCUCGUAGUCUGCCAUGUGUGUUUCCUCUAAAAGCACGUUUAACUGUGAGCGAUUGGAUGGGAAUUACAUUUUUUUCCAGUUUUUGUGCCAUAUAAUCUUCACAGACUAUACACUAUAGGAAGAAAACUGUUGAAUCAUUUCCCGUGUUCUGGAUCUCUGACGUUUCUUUUGAGUGGGACAGAAAGGUUAAUGCAGCAUUUGCAAUAUGGUGUCCACUAGCUAUAGUCUUCAGAGCUCCUAAAGGGUGACAUGCAUGUUCGUGUUUUAUACAGUCUGUGAUGUCAGCAUUAAAUAUUGACAGGACCGUUUCUCAUCCAUGAGCUGAGAAGCACUUUCAUUGCUGCUGACCAUUUGUACCAAAAGCUUCCAAUUCCUGUACCAUAAUAGUGUUUUGAGAGUAUUUGCAUCAACUCUUAUCUUCUAUUCAUACCAGUCAUCAUUAUUUAGCAAAAGCCGAGUUGGCAGAAGCUCAUUACUGCAGAUCAUGGAGAGUGUAGGAGUGCUGCUUAAAGCUCUGUGCUUUAGCCAGAGGAAAACUCUAUUUACUGCAUAUAUGUUACCUGCCCAUCUGAAGCAUCUGCUCUGCAACUUUUCCACCUUUUCCAUCAUCCAACCCACCUCCCUCACACACACACACACACACACACACACACACACACACACACACACACACACACACACACACACACACACACACACUUCUACCAGCCACCUCCGUCUACCUCCUGCUGAGCAGAGCUGUCCAGGGAAUGAGAUGAGAGUGUUCCCUCGACUCGUCACGAUCAAUGGAAACAGAGAGAGACACACAGAGAGAAGGGAAAGAGAGAGAGAGAUAAAGAAAGAGAGAGAGAGAGACAGAGAGAGAGGGAGAGAGAGGGUGAAGGACACCAAUGGGCUCCAAUGGCUGUCUGCCAGGCCACUUUGAUGUGCUGCAGCUCCUCUUUCAAUAACUUUUAGGAGGAGAGGGGAAACUUUUUACAGCAGCACUUUCAUCCUCAGCUUUGUGUGUGUGUGUGUGUGUGUGUGUGUGUGUGUCUGGCGGGUUUCUUACCUCCCCCUGCGCCUCUACCUCACCCCCUCCCCACUUAAAUGUGCCUCACCUCUCAAACCAUCUUUGUUGUUUUGUAAAUUUAUCCUUCUUUCUCUCUACCUUUUCUUUCCUCCUCAAGGCUUCAAAAACAACCUUUUUUUUUAAUUUCGGGUGGGUGGGUUUUGCCUCUGUGUGUGCGUGUCUGUGUGUGUGUGUGUGUGGGUGGGUGGGUGGGGACUCAUUUCCAAUGGAUAGGAUCCUGAGUCGGGUACUUAAAAUAUUUAACUGUCUAGAGCGAAUGUUAAUGUAAGUGUCUGCGGCCGGUGUUAUGGGAAAGCUGUACAAUGAUUGUAAUUUUCUGAGCUAGUGCGCACACACCACUGACGCCUGAGAGACACCGAGAGAGGGAGGAAGAGAGGGAUGGGUGGAGGGAGAGAAGGAUACAGGAAAAUGGAAGGAUUGGCAAAAACAUUGUCAGGGGAACGAAGUCUCGGGGGGGUGUUGGAAGUGAGACAGAAGACCAGACUGAGAUAUGGAGGAGGACAGAGAGAGGAAGGGAGAAACAAGGGGUAAGGAAGGAAGAGAAAAGCAGAGGAAAUGUUUCUAUGUAAUGGAGUUUGCCAUCUUGUUGUAGCCGCUGGCUGUUGCCGUGGCAGUGGCAGACAGAUGGAUCAUGAAUACUGUCUAGACACACUGCAGCCCGACGCCCCACUCCUCACUCCCUGCACUUCCUCUCCUUUCCUUUCUCCUCUCCUCUCUCUUCCUGUCUUUUUUCCUCACCCCUCCUCUCCUCUCCUCUCUCCUCUCCUGUGUUUUUCCUCCUCAUCACUCAGGCUUCUCACACCUGCCAGUUGGAGUUUAGAACAACAGGGAAACAGAAAAUUAACCUGGAGAGAUUUCUGCUCUAAACAUGGAUCAUUACCAACACCAAUCAUUUCCAACUCACUGCUGAUAAAGAUCAGGUUUGAGGUUUUUUUUGUCCUCAUAAAAGAUAAAGUACCAUCUUGUUCCACACAAUUCAUCUAAUUGCAAUAGCACUCCUGAUGUAGGAGAGUGCUAUUGCGUAACUGCACAAAAGGCUGUGAUAUGUGUUUUAAGAAAUGUGCGUCUGUGUCUGUAAACGUCCCACCCUCUCCUCAUAGUUAGGGGUUUGUGUUGCUGCACCCAUUAGUAGAGCUGGGCAAUUGAUCAGGUUUAAAUUUCAUUAUGGCUCCACAUGAUCAUGAAAAUAUGAUAAUCCUGCUCCGUCUCGCUCAUUUUGUCCAACAUGGUAAAUGAAGCACACCCUCCCUCUCUUCCUGAAUACAGAGCAUGUGAUGAACCCUUUCCCUUGAAAAAGAGAGGAGUAGGAGGAGAGAGGAGAGCAGGGAGAGGAGCUGUAGGAGGAGAGAGGGGAGCAGGGAGAGGAGCUGUAGGAGGAGAGGGGAGAGUGGGGGAAAAGCAGGAGGAGAGGGGAGAGCAGGGAAGGGAGCAGGAGGAGAGAGAAGCAGGAGGAGAGAGGAGAGCAGGGAGAGGAGCUGUAGGAGGAGAGGGGAGAGUGGGGGAAAAGCAGGAGGAGAGGGGAGAGCAGGGAAGGGAGCAGGAGGAGAGAGAAGCAGGAGGAGAGAGGGGAGCAGGGAGAGGAGCAGGAAGAGAGAGGUGAGAGGAGCAGGAGGAGAGAGGGGAGCAGGGAGAGGAGCAGGAGGAGAGAAGACAACAGAAGGAGAGAGGGGCAGAAGAAGGAGAGCAGUGAGCAGAGAAAGAAAGGAAGAUGGAAGCGCAGGGAGAGGAGCAGGAGAUAAGGGGCAGAGAGAGAGGAGAGUGGAAAGAGGAGCAGGAGGAAUGCAGGGAGAGGAGCAGGAGAAGAAGAGCAGGGAGAGGAGAGAGGAGCAGGAGGAGGCUGCAUAA
Molecule: messenger RNA, 34933 nt
Organism: Xyrichtys novacula (pearly razorfish)
Lineage: Eukaryota; Metazoa; Chordata; Actinopteri; Labriformes; Labridae
Source: the annotation of a GenBank genome assembly